Messenger RNA from Bombus impatiens (common eastern bumble bee), 2631 nucleotides. It is a transcript of the gene Rexo5, whose product is annotated as RNA exonuclease 5. The transcript has 10 exons. Gene Ontology annotation, molecular function: exonuclease activity; nucleic acid binding. The record is from RefSeq and is a predicted model, not a curated record. NCBI's taxonomy places the organism in Eukaryota, Metazoa, Arthropoda, Insecta, Hymenoptera, Apidae. Gene Ontology annotation, cellular component: nucleus. The coding region runs from base 274 to 2343 and encodes 689 amino acids.
CUAGCGAUGAUAUAUUACACAAUAGAAGAGUAACAUGUAUUCUUUAAUGUUUCCACAUUUAUGGUUGAUGAAACAUCAAACUUUCUAAGUUAUAUUCAUUUUCGAAUUAAUCAAGAAUAUCAAACUAUAAGUUGUGUGUGUACUAUAUGGAUUAUAUGUGUUAAUAUUGUCACCUUUCUGAGAAGCAAAGACAGUGAAGACAUAACCUUACUCAUAAUCAGUCAUGGUACUUAACUUUAAUCUUUUUCAAAAAAUACAACAAAAAGAAAUAUUAUGAAGAAUUUAACAACAAAACAAUUACAAAGAAUAGAAAAAAAGAAAAAGAAGAUGGCUGCACUUCUGGAAAUAACUAAAUUAAAUGAUAAAGAUAGAGAAGCUAAAAUGCUUGCUCUUAAGAAAGCUUCUAUAGAAGCAGAUCAGUCAAAUACAAAUGAUACAGACAGCAGUCAAGUCUCCAUGGAAGAUAAUGUCACACGUAAACGUCCAUGUAAUGAAGAUUUAAAAGAAACUCUUUUGGAAGAUUCUACUAAAAAAGAAAAUGUAGGAGGUAUAGAAGAAUCAAAUACACUUGCUAACAAAAAGCCUAGAUUAAGUGGAGACGAGUAUCUAAAAUUGAAACAGGAAUUAAGAGAACGUAAAAAGAGACUUAAAAUAAUACCUCGAUUUCAUUUAAAAGUAGCUGGUGAAAGUGCUAGCUUAACUAUUAAUGCUAAAAGUGAAAACAGGAUUCCUAUUUUUCUUAGUGAUAUACAACAUUUAUUAUUGUAUUCAUUACAUGGUCAUCACUCACCCUAUGUGCCAGCAAGAUGGUGUCACCUUGAAAAAUAUAAUAGGGUCACACACACUGUGGUUCUUGUUGUUGAAGGGCUUUCCCUGUAUCAUUUUAUGGCUUAUGAAAGUAUGUUUCCACAUAUAACAUCAAAGUUGGAACAUAGAGUAGAAGUUGUAACACCUACAGCAUAUGGAGGGUCUGUAAUAGAGGAUCUUGCAGCUGUUCCCAUAACCGGGAUGCAAAGCGAUAAAUUACUUAAACAAUAUGGAUCAUUAGAGGCUGCAUUACAAAAUAACAGCGAUGUAAUAAAAUUAUUACUGACUGUUUUCCCAAUGCAUAGAGAUCCAUCAACAAAUGCGGAAAAGUUUAAAACAGAAUAUGGCCUCCCAAAGACUGAUAAAUUCCCCCGUACACUAUUACUUCUAUCUUUAUGUCAAAUGGUAGAAGAAAAUUAUCCUGUCCCAUUAAAGGGUGAACUAGCAAAAAAAUACGGAAAUUACAUAAUGACAAAGGAUGUUUAUGUAGAAGCUAAUGAAAGAUCUCCAAUGUUUGGUCUAGACUGUGAAAUGUGUAAAACAACUAUUGGAGAAUUGGAAUUAACGAGAAUAUCUCUCGUGGAUGAAAGUAUGAAUGUUAUUUAUGAUAGUCUGGUAAAACCAGAUAAUCGUAUCAUUGAUUAUCUUACUCAAUUCAGUGGUAUAACAAAAGAAAUGUUGGAAGGUGUCACAACUACGUUGUCUGAUGUUCAACAAACGUUACGAAAGUUACUUCCCGCAGAUGCAAUUCUAGUAGGACAAAGUUUAAAUUCUGAUCUUCAUACAUUAAAAAUGAUGCAUCCAUACAUUAUUGAUACAUCUGUUAUUUUCAAUAUUACUGGUGACAGAUAUCGGAAGACAAAGUUACAAAUUUUAGCAAGGGAAUUUCUUGGUGAAAGAAUACAAGAAAGUAGUUCUGGUCAUUGUUCAACUCAAGAUUCACAGGCUUCUAUGAAAUUAGUGCAAUUAAAAUUAGCAAAUAGUGUGGAUUAUGGAGAUGCUGUGUUACUUGGUCGUUGCAACAUGGAAAUAUUGAAAAUGAAACCAGAGAAAAGGACAGAUAAUCAGCAAUCAUUAAAAAUUGAAAUACGGAAGUAUGCUACAUCAAUUUUCAAACAUGUAACGAAGGAUCAAAAAACUGCUGCCAUUGUUGGUAAUGGAGAAGUUAUGAACGAAUAUUCUAGAUAUUUAACUUCUUCUAUCAACAUUAUGGAUGAUGAAAAUUUCGACAAAAACGAUCAAGUACGUCUUGUAGUGGCAGACAAUAAUAAACAAGCCGUCUUGCGAGCUACACAAAUAGUCAUGGAACAUGCCUUUACUUUAUGUCAUGUUAGGAUAGGACAAGAAAAAUUAAAAAGUGAUAAAAUAGAAAAGACGUUCCGCACUGUAAAUAAAUGGGUAUAUAAAUUAUGGCAGCAUAUGGCAGUGAAUGGUUUAGCAUGUGUUAUAUUUGCGGGAGAAAAUAAUGCAGCAAAUGGUGCUUGUUUUUUGAAUCUGAAGAGAGAAAUACCUGAAGAUUAUACAAUACGCACUUAAAAAUAAAAAAUUUUAUCAUUUGUAUACUAAUUUAAAAGGAAAUUAUUAAAGAACUAUCUUUCUAGUAAUAUGAAUUGUAAAGAAAUGUAUGACAAACUAGAAAAGUCUCGUACCGACUAAUUUCCAUUCGAUAAUUAUUUUAUAAAAAUGUACAAAUAUUGUAUUAUUAAUAAACUUUUUUAUUCCUUGUAAAUUUAAUAAAAGUCUUUAUAAUAUAUAUAAGCUCUAUUGGAUGUAGCACAUACAUUUACGAAAUGGACAAGAAAUUAAAGAGAAUAUCGAAUUUAA